Molecule: messenger RNA, 1109 nt
Organism: Gastrolobium bilobum
Lineage: Eukaryota; Viridiplantae; Streptophyta; Magnoliopsida; Fabales; Fabaceae
Product: GDSL esterase/lipase EXL3-like
Exons: 5
Coding region: 1-1095 (364 amino acids)
Cellular component (GO): extracellular region
Molecular function (GO): hydrolase activity, acting on ester bonds
Source: RefSeq, a predicted model, not a curated record
AUGGCAAUGUUGAUGCAGCUCCCUUGUUCUCCAAGUACAUUGAUACUCCGUUUCAUAGUACUGUUUGCUUUUUUAUGCUACCGAACGAAGGCUGUGGUGAAGCUUCCUCCAAAUGCUUCAUUUCCAGCAGUGAUAGCAUUUGGAGAUUCGAUAGUGGACUCAGGCAACAACAACAACAUAAAAACAUUGGUCAAAUGCAACUUCCUUCCUUAUGGAAAAGAUUUCGAGGGAGGGAUCCCAACGGGUCGAUUUUGCAAUGGAAAAAUUCCAUCAGACCUACUAGUUGAAGAAUUGGGUAUUAAGGAGUAUUUGCCAGCAUAUUUGGAUCCAAAUCUCAAAUCCAGUGAUCUUGUUACCGGUGUCUGCUUUGCCUCCGGUGCUUCAGGAUAUGAUCCUUUGACGCCCCAAAUAGCGUCAGUUAUACCAAUAUCUGCUCAACUAGACAUGUUCAAAGAAUACAUAGGAAAGCUGAAAAGCAAUGUUGGAGAGGACAGAACAAACUUCAUCCUAGCCAAAAGUCUUUAUGUUGUGGUGGCAGGCAGUGAUGAUAUUGCUAACACCUAUUUUGUUGCUCGUGGGAGACAACUACAGUAUGACGUGCCUGCUUACACUGACCUUAUGUUGAACUCUGCCUCUAAUUUCAUAAAGGAACUAUAUAAACUUGGAGCACGAAGAAUUGCAGUACUCAGUGCACCACCGAUUGGAUGCGUGCCAUCACAGAGAACUCUAGCUGGAGGGAUAAUAAGAGAGUGUGCGGAAAAGUACAAUGAUGCAGCAAAGUUGUUCAACUCCAAACUGUCAAAGGAAAUGGAUUCCCUUAAUCAUAACUCACCCAAUAGCAGGAUAGUUUACAUUGAUGUUUACAAUCCUCUUCUCGAUAUCAUUGUGAACUACCAAAAAUAUGGCUAUAAAGUUGUAGACAGAGGUUGCUGUGGCACAGGUAAAAUUGAGGUCGCAGUGUUAUGCAACCCUUUGGAUACCACUUGUCCUGAUGCUUCAGAAUAUGUCUUUUGGGAUAGUUAUCAUCCUACUGAAGGAGUAUACAGAACGCUCAUAAGUCAAGUCCUACAAAAGUAUCUGAGCCGAUUGAUUUGAGCUAGAUUAAGUUU